This is a messenger RNA of Cucurbita pepo subsp. pepo (vegetable marrow), 1299 nucleotides long. NCBI's taxonomy places the organism in Eukaryota, Viridiplantae, Streptophyta, Magnoliopsida, Cucurbitales, Cucurbitaceae. The record is from RefSeq and is a predicted model, not a curated record.
CUGCUUCGAUUUCUAUAACAUUCCACCGUUGCUAACCAUUCAAUUGAUGAUUCAGAAAAUUUCCCUGUUUUUCUGUUCUUCCCUCGAUUAUUUUCCCGAGAAACAAACAGUUUCCCUCUCCACUCAAUCAACACACCCAUGGCUGCGCUAGCGAGCUCUGUGCUUCACUCGCCACUCCAGAUCUGUUCUUCCGAUUGUUCUUCUUCUGGGUUUCUAUCUCCAUCCAGAAUCCAUGGGUUUGCACCCAGUUUCAAGCUCAAGUGUUCCAGCCGCCGGCCUCUGCUUUCCGGCGACGGCCGACCCAGAAGAAGUUGCUAUUUGAAGUCGGCUUCCGAUUCCCCUCCUUCUCUUGAUGAUGAUUCCAAGGCUAACUCUGAACUCCUUGCAUCCUUGAAGCUCAAGCUACUGAGUGCGGUUUCCGGGUUAAAUAGAGGUCUUGCUGCAAACGAGGAUGAUUUACAGAAGGCAGAUGAGGCUGCUAAAGAGAUUGAAGCUGCUGGAGGGCCUGUGGACCUCUCUGUUGAUCUUGACAAAUUGCAAGGGAGAUGGAAACUGAUAUACAGUAGUGCAUUCUCGUCUCGCACUCUAGGCGGAAGUCGACCGGGACCUCCCACGGGAAGGCUACUUCCGAUCACUCUUGGUCAGGUUUUUCAGCGGAUCGACGUCAUCAGCAAAGAUUUCGAUAACAUCGUAGAGCUCGAGUUAGGUGCUCCUUGGCCACUACCUCCUGCUGAAGUCACUGCUACAUUAGCUCACGUGUUUGAAAUCAUAGGUUCUGCUAAGAUAAAGAUAACUUUUCAGAAAACCACCGUGAAAGCCACUGGAAACUUGUCACAGCUUCCUCCAUUAGAGGUACCUCGGCUUCCAGAUGCGCUAAGGCCUCCAUCCAACACUGGAAGUGGCGACUUUGAAGUCACUUACCUUGACAAUGAUACUCGGAUCACCAGAGGAGAUAGAGGAGAACUCAGAGUGUUUGUUAUUUCAUAAUAUCAUCACAGCCAUGAUGCAUGCCCUUUGCUGCACCCUCAGGUUUAAACAUCUCCCCUAAAGUCUGAAAUUAUACCAUCCAUCACUGUUUAGUAUUGUUAUGAGUUUCGUUAUCGAAUCUUCGAUACGAACUGAAACUUAGAGAUCAACUGCUGUAACCAUAGUUAGGAAGAGGAAAGCAUAAAGUGUCUGGAUUUCUACAUUGUUCACUGUAAGUAGUUUCAUUGUCUUCAUCUAUGUAUUGAUCAGUCAGAGCUUAAAAAUGUGAAAUGGUUUUUGUUAGUAAUCUCAGCAAUGGUAUAAUAUUGUCCA